Pseudocercospora fijiensis CIRAD86 is the source of this 1917-nucleotide messenger RNA. RefSeq lists its product as uncharacterized. The record is from RefSeq and is a predicted model, not a curated record. NCBI's taxonomy places the organism in Eukaryota, Fungi, Ascomycota, Dothideomycetes, Mycosphaerellales, Mycosphaerellaceae. The transcript has 14 exons. Bases 1 to 1917 code for a protein of 638 amino acids.
AUGAAAAGACAAGCCCUAGUAGUAGAUACCUUCCAAUCGAUGGUAGGCUUACUAACCCGAAUUCACUCAACUUUCCCUGUUUCCAGCCACGCGACCAUUCUCACCACGGCACUAUUCACAUGCACAAUCAGAGAGUUCUCGAAGCAGACUCGGGAACUCAGCACACUCGGACCAGUUGCAUUUGCAUUGCAGUGUCUGAAGUAUUCACAGCGAACGACCGAUGAAGACGAAAUAGUAUGGAGAGUGCUGCGAUGCGUGAAUAGCUGCGACUCACUGGCAAAAUCCCCUUGGGUACGAUAUGUGGAGCCCGUCCAAAUGGCAUCAGCAAGAAAGGAGUUAUGGAAGAACAUCACGACUCUGCCCGAUCACAACAUGGAGAAGGAAGGCUCAGGGCAGCUCACAUUUACAUAUACAACUUGUCUGACCCGCUUCCCCGAGCCAAGAUCUCUGCUUGAAUCUGCUUCCUCCCAAUACCAGCAUGCCCUCAGAUUCUCGAGACCUCCUGACGCCGCGUCUCCAUUCGCGGACGAUCAGUAUGAAGAUGGAUCAUGCGGGUCAAAACAUCUCCAGUCAUACCACAGACGAGAGCAUGUCUCGACUGAGCAGGCAAUCUACGACAUCGGAAGUGCCAGUGGUGGGUAUCAUUGUGCAAACUAUGCCAUCAUCUAUCCUGGCAAUGUUGCGAAGACCACUGCGAAUAAUCAAGGGCCUGAUCAGCCACUGAAGAACGAGAGCUCCGAAAGCGAUCCAUUCGUCUUCGAGGGCCGCGUCUCAGAGGCCAGGCUUGCUGAGCUGUAUCUCAUGGGAGCACCAAGGAACAGCGCUCGGCACAAUGCCACUGGUGUCUCCAUCGACGCCGCAUCUAUGUUACAACGCCAUGCACCCACCUCGGUCCAGCUCUACUUUGCAAAUGGCCUGGCACAUCAUAACCACCGCUGCCUCAUUCAUCUGACGAGGUUGAUUGUCGGAGCAUUCCUAGUGCAUGAUCUGCUUCAUCUGAAUGCUCCUUGUUGCACGUCUAAGAUACAGGUAGAUAUUAAAGGCACGGAUCUCAAAAUCCCCUAUUGCCUCCCCUCAAAUCUCACCUUCAUGUUGCCAAGUUCCGGAAUGCGAUCAACCAUGCCCUUCGUCUUCUAUCAGAAUGUCUUUGUUCACGCUUCUGCCUCUACGUUCCACUGCGAUUCACUUGCUUUACCAGUGACUGGAAAUGGCCAAGGAGCCUCGCGAUCUGCAUUUCACAUCAAACACUUAACCAUUCAGGACCAGUUCAUGCCACCUAUCGAACCCAAUCAGUCGCCCAAAAUGUUUUCCAAGACAUUAAACGGAUCAAACAAGCUCCAGAAGCAAGUCGCGCUAUACGUUUCUGUAGAGGAGCAGCAAAAUCCAAGCAUGGCGACUAGUCCAGACCCAGAUCGAAAGCCACGAGGCUACAUUCCCACGCCAAUCCAAAACGCAAUCACCAAACUCCGCACCAGAGCCAAAAGCAUCGGCAAGAUGGUACGACGCGUAAAACUUGCGUUGCGUCGAAGAAACACCGGGAGCGACACAAAAGGUUCGGUGCCGGUGCACUCAGACUGUUCAAGUUCCCUGACACCGCCGACGCCCUAUCCACAUCGUCAACAAAUCGACUCAUAUUUCGAUAUCGAUGAGUCCCCCGACGAGAUCUCGAAUGUCUCUCACAGCACGGCUCAAUACAUGACACUGGAUUCGGAUAGCUCUGGUGAGGAGCUAGAUCCAUCUCCUCCCGGGCUGCAUGUGACGAACUUUUCGCCUGCUGACGAACAGGCUGCGGUAAAUGCUCACUUCUCUAGAGCCGCUGGCCUUGGCGAUGGUCAAUGUGUAGAAGCUCGCAGCGACGGAUAUCGCCAGGAUUCAGCCAACGUGCAGCUGCGGCUUUUUGCCCAGCGCGUUGAUUAG